Molecule: messenger RNA, 1388 nt
Organism: Colletotrichum destructivum
Lineage: Eukaryota; Fungi; Ascomycota; Sordariomycetes; Glomerellales; Glomerellaceae
Product: Putative nitronate monooxygenase, aldolase-type TIM barrel
Exons: 2
Coding region: 255-1328 (357 amino acids)
Molecular function (GO): nitronate monooxygenase activity
Source: RefSeq, a predicted model, not a curated record
ACCCGGCGAUCUUCCCGUCUGACGUACGCACGCCAGCCGCAGUGGCCACCAGGUCGAGUGUGUCUCAUCCAGUCAUUCCACGCCCACAUUCACACAUAAUCUGAUUCACCUUCCCCUCGACCAUAAAUAUUUCCUCCCUUUCGACCCAAGAAAAAGAGUCUCGAACAGCAUUGUCUCACCCCUCCCCUCCCCCCUCAAAAAAGGUUCAAGAAGUCGGGCAGAGAAACAAACAAAGAAAGCAACAAAAAGCAAACAUGUCGCUCUCGAGACUGGUCUCCUGGUUUCCCCACGUCAAGGCGCCCGUCAUCAUCAAUGCGCCGAUGCUCGGCUCAGCCGGCGCCGCCAUGGCAACUGAAGUCCACAAAGCCGGUGGCUUCGGUUUCAUCGCCGCGGGCUACGACUUCACGGAGUCCUCCACCCAGGUGACGGACCUAGACAAGGCCCUCACCCAAGCCCGCACACUCCUCUCCACGCCCCCCGCCGACGGCGUCAACGCCCUCCCGCUCGGCGUCGGCUUCAUCACGUCUCGGGACCCGGCGUCCCAGUUCACCGCCAACGUACUCCCGGUCCUCACGCGCCACCGCGUCGCGGCGGCGUGGCUCUUCGCCCCGAACGCCGAGACCAAGCCGCACGCUGGCAUCAUCCCCGCGCUCCGCGAUGCGUCGAUCCGGGUCUUCGUGCAGGUCGGGACCGUGGCCGCGGCGCGCGAGGCGGCGGCGGACGGCGCGGACGUCAUCGUCGCGCAGGGCGUCGAUGCGGGCGGGCACCAGUUCGCGCGCGGGUGCGGCGUGGUGGCGUUGGUGCCGGAGGUGCGGGCGAUGCUGACGGCCGAGUUCCCGGGCCGGGAGGUCGCGGUCGUGGCGGCGGGCGGCAUCGUCGAGGGCAGCGGCGUCGCGGCUGCGCUGGCGCUCGGGGCCGAGGGUGUGGUCAUGGGCACGCGGUUCGUGGCGACGGACGAGGCCCUGAGCGCGCGGCUGCACAAGGAUGUCAUCGUGCAGACGCGGGACGGCGGCGUGAGCACGUGGAAGUCCGACUUCCACGACAAGCUCGUGGACAACAAGCUCUGGAAGGACGGUUACGACGGCCGGGCGAUCGUGGGCGACAUCCACCGCGAGUACCACGCGCUCGGCGGCAAGACGGCAACGGUGAAGGAGAGCCAGGAGAGGCUGCGGUCGGGGUGGAGCGAGGACGAGGGGAAGAAGAUGAUUGGGAAGUGGGCGGGUGCCGGAGUGGGACUUGUCAACGAGAUUAAGCCGGCGGGAGAGGUGGUGGUCGAGGUGAGAGAGGCUGCAAGGAAGAGAAUUCAGGAGCUGGCUGGAUCGAUUUAGAGGAAGCCCGUAGAGGCUCGUAUGGGCACAUCCAUCUGGACAUGGCUGAGACGCUGCACC